UCGCUCGUUCCGCCGCCAUGUUGACUGCUGGCACCGAAGCUUGCCCGGGCGGCGCCAUGUUAGGGCUUCGCCGCUUUGCCUGCAGCACAUGGCGGGAAAGGGCGGCUCGGAGACGGCGGCGGGUUUGCUGAAUGGCGGGGCCGGCGAAGGGCCGGGCGGGAAGCGGGCCCGGCUGGGGUCGGCUCCCCACGUCCUCCCUGCGGGGAACCGGGUGACGGUGGUGCUGGGGGCGCAGUGGGGGGACGAGGGCAAAGGGAAGGUGGUCGACCUGCUCAGCCUCGACGCCGACCUGGUCUGCAGGUGUCAGGGUGGCAACAAUGCAGGACACACCGUGGUGGUGGACACGGUGGAAUACAAUUUCCAUCUCUUGCCCAGCGGAGUGAUCAAUCACAACGCCACAGCAUUCAUCGGGAACGGGGUCGUAAUUCACCUUCCGGGGCUCUUUGAAGAAGCUGAGAAGAACUUAAAGAAGGGACCAGGGUUGGAAGGCUGGGAAGCCAGGACUGUGAUUUCCGAUCGCGCUCACUUGGUGUUUAAUUUCCACCAAGCUGUGGAUGGCAUCCAGGAACAUCAGAGGCAACAGCAAGGAGGCAAAAACCUGGGCACCACCAAGAAGGGUAUCGGACCUGCCUACGCCUCCAAAGCUUCACGCACCGGCCUGCGCAUUUGUGACCUGUUGGCAGAUUUCAACGAGUUCUCCAAAAAAUUCAAGGUUUUGGCCCAGCAGUACAAAACCAGCUACCCAACGCUUAAUAUUGACACCGAAGCCGAACUGGAACAACUAAAGAUCUACGCCGAGAAGAUCCGCCCCCUGGUGAAGGACGGGGUUUAUUUCAUGUAUCAAGCUUUGCACGGGCCGUCCAAAAAGAUUCUCGUGGAGGGAGCCAACGCGGCUCUCCUGGACAUCGAUUUUGGUACUUACCCCUUCGUGACCUCCUCAAAUUGCACCGUGGGAGGGGUUUGCACCGGCCUUGGCAUUCCGCCCCAUUACAUCGGCAAAGUGUACGGCGUGGUGAAGGCGUACACCACCCGUGUCGGUGUGGGGACUUUCCCCACCGAGCAGAACAAUGAGAUUGGCGAGACGCUCCAAACACGGGGACGGGAAUUUGGCGUCACCACGGGCCGUAAGCGGCGCUGCGGCUGGCUGGACCUCGUCCUGGUGAAAUACGCCCACAUGAUCAAUGGUUUCAGCGCCCUGGCUGUGACCAAGUUGGACAUACUUGACACCUUUGAAGAGAUCAAAGUGGGUGUGGAAUACCAUCUUGAUGGGAAGCAGAUUCCAUAUUUCCCAGCCAACCAGGAGCUCCUGAACAAAGUCACCGUGAAAUACAAGGAUCUUCCUGGAUGGAGGCGUAGCACCGAGGGGGCUCGCACCUUUGACGACUUGCCCUCCGAGGCCCAGGCUUACAUCCGGUUUAUCGAGAGCUACCUGGGAGUGCCAGUCAAGUGGAUCGGCGUCGGGAAAUCUCGCAAAUCCAUCAUCAAACUCUUUUGAGAUCUUCCGCCUCCCCACCCCGGAUCGAAGGCAGAGGCUGUUUCUCCUCUCAAGUCCAUUGGGCAAGCAGCUGAGGACGCCGGCUCACCCCUCUUGAAUGCACUCAGGCCAGACCCCUCCCCUUCCUCAGUUUCCCCCGUGUAAAAUUUCCUCUUGGCCCUUGAUUCUGUCCCUUGGUUGUUCAGGAACAGAAUUAGGACAGAUCCUGCUGGCAGCUGAGCUCUACACAUCUUUCCAGGACAAAUUAAGGGCACACACUCCAUUUUCGCACCCUUUUGCCACCCCACCCACCCGAUAAGUUGCCAUCGAUCACCCCUAACCCUGAUCUGACCAGCAGUCAUGGUUCACCGUUUCUUUCCAUGUUACUAAUCCCUUUGGUCAUUCCUUGGCAGUCAGUCUGACCACAGGUGGAGGUGUUUCUCUUCCCCCACACUCCAUCCCUUCCAGCCAGAUGGGGGAGGGGGGAGUGGUUCAUGGAAAUUGUAGUCCCCUGGUGCAAAAAUGGCAGCCUUCCACUGGUUGUCUGCUACAGCGGGAAUUCCACCCAGUGUCGGCUGGCAGUGAGGAAUGCUGGGAGCUGUAGUUUCAUCAUCCUAUCUACUGUAUAAAAUUGGGCGGUAAGUAGAUUUCUGGAGGAGGGGGAAAAGGUCCAUUGUAAUUUCAAACCGUCACAAAGGGGAUCUGUCAUAAGUCAAGGACCUCCCUGUUCCUUGGAAACUAGUCCACCGUUGAAUCGCAGGCGUUUUGUGCCUUUGAAAACUUAUUGACGCGUCGCCCAAUUUUUUUUAGCUUUCUAUAUAUAUAUAUAUUUUAAAAAAACAGCACGCUUUCUAUGUUUAAAUCUAAUUGUAGAGAUCUCCCUUCUUCAGGGAUCGCUAAAUUACAGAAGCACUCCCUGUAGAUUCUGUGGCAUUUUUUCCCCCUUGGGGACCUUAAUCAGGACUAGCCUCUUUAAUUGCCAUUUUGGUUAACAAGAGAAGCAGCCACUUAACACAAGCAGCCGAUGGGACGCUAAAGCUUUCUAGAUUUUUACCUGCACCAACCCCUCUCACUACGUCCAAAACACACGAAACUUUACUGCUUUCGAAGGAAACCUGUUUUGUUCUCACAUCGGUUGUUAAGUUUGCUUCUGGCAAUCUGCCACCCAAAGCAAUAAAGAAUCACGAUUUUAUUUUUAUAAAUCGUUUGGAAUAGUGAAAGAA
Messenger RNA from Pseudonaja textilis, 2697 nucleotides. The record is from RefSeq and is a predicted model, not a curated record. Lineage: Eukaryota; Metazoa; Chordata; Lepidosauria; Squamata; Elapidae.